AUGGCGCCGACUUCAUCGCCAUCUUCACCGUCAACAGCGCCAGAGAAAAGGCUGCACCCCUUUCUCGCGCGUCUAGAACACAUGACGUUCGCAUGGUUCACCUCGUGCAUGUCUCUGGGCGGGAUGGCCAACCUGUUCAUGGCGAAAAUCAUCGACUCUUCCGGUCUGUACUACCUGGGGAUCGCGCUCUUCUUUGUCAACAUUGCCUACCUGCUCGUCCUCAUCACGCUCCAAAUCGUCCGCUAUGCCUGCACUCCCGCUUCGUUCAGCUACACACUCACGCACCCGAUCGAAUGUUGUUUCGUGCCCACGGCGCUUCUUGCAUACGCCACGGUCAUCAACGGCUUCGCGUCACUCGUCGCCCACAACGAGAACUCCGCCGGAUGGGGGUUGUUCCUGAGGAUAGCGUUCUGGGUGUAUUUUGCGGCGAGCUUUAUCAUCUCGCUCGUGUGCUACACGUGCCUAUUCGCACGAGCCGAGCAGAGCCUGCACGAUAUGAGCCCGGCGUGGGUCCUGCCGGUCUUCCCGCUGAUGCUGUGUGGCAGUGUGGCGAGUGCGGUGGUUCCCUCACAGCACGAGCUAGGGGGGCUCUUGAUUUCCAUCUGCGGCUUGACGUGUCAGGGGCUGGGGUUUACGGUUUCUUGCAUGAUGUACGCCGUGCUACUGCUCAGGCUCAUGACGGCGAGCUUCCCACCACCCCGCGCGAGGCCCGGUCUGUUCAUGAACUGCGGCCCGCCCGCGUUUACCAUCCUGUGCCUUAUGGGCCUCUCGGAGGAAAUGCAGCGCAUCCUCCCCGCACUACCCACGCCUUUGCCGUUGCCAGCCACAGCGUACGAGACGCUCAGCAUCGUCGCCCUCGCCUCGUCGAUCCUGCUGUGGCUCAUCUCAGCAUGGUUCUACUUGCUCACUGUCUCGUCACUCAUCCACGUCGCAACGGAUGCAAAGUUGAGGGGCGAGAUGGAGUUCAUCCUGGCUUGGUGGGCGUGCGUGUUCCCGAUUACCGGGUUUGCCAUGGCGACCUACGAGAUCGGCGAGGCGCUGGCGAGCGGCGUGGUCAAAGGUGUCGCGCAGGGCAUCGUGAUCUGGUUGAUCGUCGUCUUCGUCGGCGUGGCGGUGAUGCAUGUUAGAGCGGUCUGGAUCGGUGGAAUCAUGGCCGAGGGGAGGGAUGAGGAUCGGGUGAUUGAAACGAUGUAUCAUCGGGCCGAGUUCGGUGGCCGCGGUGGUGAGGGUGGUGGCCAUGGCGCCGACGGUGCGGAUCUGGAGAAGGCCGGGCACUGCGAGCUUGCAGCAUCGCACCAGCACCCCAAGGGACAACGAGUCAACCAACUCGAGGCAAACAGUCCCUACUCGAACCCUCCUACCUAUCCUUGCACUCCGGCUGUCUCGGUCAGCAGACUAGACACCAAAAAGCACCCAGAGCACAAGCAGAAGCGCCACGACGACGACAACGACGACAACGACGACAACGACGAUGCCGAUUGUGAUGUGGCCAAGAUGCAGCCUCUGCCACCUUGCUCUUGUUCGGCGCCAUCGCCGUCUUCGUCGGCACACACCACUCCAUGGUCGUCUCAGCUUCGAAUGACGCGCCUCAGCUCGUCGCCUUGA
This is a messenger RNA of Sporisorium graminicola, 1605 nucleotides long. RefSeq lists its product as uncharacterized. The record is from RefSeq and is a predicted model, not a curated record. Gene Ontology annotation, cellular component: membrane. The coding region runs from base 1 to 1605 and encodes 534 amino acids. Gene Ontology annotation, biological process: malate transmembrane transport. Gene Ontology annotation, molecular function: malate transmembrane transporter activity. The transcript has a single exon. Lineage: Eukaryota; Fungi; Basidiomycota; Ustilaginomycetes; Ustilaginales; Ustilaginaceae.